AUGUUCGAUUCCAUCAAAGGCCGCUUGCUGUACCGCUUGAUGCGCAUGAGUUGCGGAGUGUCUUUUAUGCUCUAUGGCUAUGAUGCGGGAGUUCUUGGAGGGGUACAGACAACCAAACCGUUCCUCGAUGCAAUGGGUCAUCCGACUGGAGCUUAUGUGAUUCCCAUGAUCGCGUCGUCUUACACCCUAGCAGCCUGCGUGUGUUCACUCUUCGUCUCCAUCGUUGGAAUGCCAUUAGGGCGUCGAAAUAUCAUCCUCCUUGGAAAUCUCUGCGUUAUCAUCGGAGCAAGUCUACAAGCAAGUGCAUGGAGUGUUCCACAGAUAAUAGUCGGCCGUAUUGUCUGUGGGUUUGGCAUUGGGUUCAUUUCAUGCACUGUGCCAAUGUACCUUAGCGAAAUGAGUAUUACACCUGGCGAGCGUGGUCCUGAAGUGGCAUUCACCUGCGCACUGCUCAUCACUGGAAUACCAAUUGCUUACUGGAUGGACUUCGGAUUUACAAGAUUGAAUACUCAGAUCUCCUGGAGAUUUCCAAUUGGCUUCCAGGGGUUCUUCGCGUUGAUAUCCGGUUCAGUAAUGCUGUUCCUUCCGGAUACCCCGCGAUGGUACUAUGCAAAAGGAAGGGAGUCUGACGGUGAUGGAGUACUCAUAAAACUUCAUGACAAAGCCUUAGACCAUCCCGAUGUCCAGUAUAUGAAACAAGAGAUCAUGGCUUCAUUGAAAUUGGAAUCCGAGGAAGAGAACAAGUUCAACAUUUUGAGCCUUUUUUGGGAUAACACCGACCUGAAGGCUGGGCGACGUAUCAGGAUCGCUUUCCUCGUCUUAUCGAUCCAACAAAUGAUGGGCAUCAAUCUCUCGGUCUACUACUCAACCGUCAUUUUCAAGAAUGUUGGUCUGUCGGACUUCUUGUCCCAGCUCCUGGCCGCUAUAAUGAAUACCAUGUUCGCCAUAGGAACGUACCCAUUACCUCCAACUAUCGAGAAAUUUGGACGACGACGGAUCAUGUUCUGGUCUGCAUUCGUAUGCUCACUCUUCAUGACCGUUUUCGUAGCCUUGAUUGGAAUACCAAAUCCAUCGCUCAGCACGCAAUGGGCCGCUGCAAUCGUGAUCUGUGUGUGGAAUAUGGUGUUUGGUUAUGGCUGGAUUGGUGUUCCUUGGUUAUAUGGCCCUGAAAUUGCACCUCUUAAGCAUCGUCAUAUCGGCGGUGCUGCAGGGGCCUUCGGUGAGUGGUUGUUCAGCUUCAUUACCGUCUUCGCCGGGGGCAUCGCCCUUGAAAAAGUUGGUUGGAAGAUCUGGAUCUGGAUGCUGCUCAGCAACUGGAUUGCGAUGCCAUUUGUAUGGUUUAUGUGUCCUGAAACCACCGGCAAGACGCUCGAAGAGAUUGAUAUUCUAUUCGCGAAAGAAUCCGUUCGUGACGGCAUUCUUGCUGGACAACUCAUGCGGGAUAGAUCGGAAGUGGAGAAAGCUGAUAAUGUUAAGAUUGAGGAAGUCUAG
Messenger RNA from Aaosphaeria arxii CBS 175.79, 1491 nucleotides. RefSeq names its product general substrate transporter. The transcript is spliced from 6 exons. NCBI's taxonomy places the organism in Eukaryota, Fungi, Ascomycota, Dothideomycetes, Pleosporales. Gene Ontology annotation, cellular component: membrane. Gene Ontology annotation, biological process: transmembrane transport; carbohydrate transport. Bases 1 to 1491 code for a protein of 496 amino acids. Gene Ontology annotation, molecular function: carbohydrate:proton symporter activity. The record is from RefSeq and is a predicted model, not a curated record.